This is a messenger RNA of Ictidomys tridecemlineatus (thirteen-lined ground squirrel), 10146 nucleotides long. RefSeq names its product centrosomal protein 290 (gene Cep290). NCBI's taxonomy places the organism in Eukaryota, Metazoa, Chordata, Mammalia, Rodentia, Sciuridae. The record is from RefSeq and is a predicted model, not a curated record. Gene Ontology annotation, cellular component: centriolar satellite; ciliary transition zone. Gene Ontology annotation, biological process: non-motile cilium assembly; ciliary transition zone assembly; kidney development.
GCAUCCGGGGCCUCGUUCCGGCCUUGGGUGGGUGGGGCAUGGUGUCGCUUAGCAGCCGCCGCCGCGUUAUCUUGCUCGCGGCCAGUUGGCGGGACCUAAAGUCCUCGUGGGACGGCGAAAAGGAGCCACCACGGGCCGCGGCGGGGCCCGUCGUGGUGGGUGCGGUGGAUAAGGAACUAUACCUGGUUGCCAAGCUUGGUCUAGGUAGUGGAGCACAGUAAAAGAAUUCAAGAUGUCACCUAAUAUAAACUGGAAAGAAAUAAUAAAAAUUGACCCAGAUGACCUGCCUCGUCAAGAAGAACUGGCAGAUAAUUUAUUGAUUUCCUUAUCCAAGGUGGAAGUAAAUGACCUAAAAAAUGAAAAUCAAGAAAAUGUGAUACAUCUUUUCAGAAUUACUCAGUCAUUAAUGAAGAUGAAAGCUCAAGAAGUAGAGUUAGCUUUGGAAGAAGUUGAAAAAGCUGGAGAAGAACAAGCAAAAUUUGAAAAUCAAUUAAAAACAAAAGUAAUGAAACUGGAAAAUGAACUGGAAAUGGCUCAGCAGUCUGCAGGUGGACGGGACACUCGAUUUUUACGUGAUGAAAUUCGCCAACUUGAAAAACAAUUGGAACAAAAAGAUAGGGAAUUGGAGGACAUGGAAAAGGAACUGGAAAAAGAGAAGAAAGUUAAUGAACAAUUGGCUCUUCGAAAUGAGGAGGCAGAAAACGAAAACAGCAAAUUAAGAAGAGAGAACAAACGUCUAAAGAAAAAGAAUGAACAGCUUCGUCAGGAUAUUAUUGACUACCAGAAACAAAUAGAUUCACAAAAAGAAUCACUUUUAUCAAGAAGAGGAGAAGACAGUGACUAUCGAUCACAGUUGUCUAAAAAGAACUAUGAACUUGUCCAAUAUCUGGAUGAAAUUCAGACUUUAACAGAAGCUAAUGAGAAAAUUGAAGUUCAGAAUCAAGAAAUGAGAAAAAACCUAGAAGAGUCUGUACAGGAAAUGGAAAAGAUGACCGAUGAAUAUAACAGAAUGAAAGCUAUUGUUCAUCAGACUGAUAAUAUAAUGGACCAGUUAAAAAAAGAAAAUGAUCAUUAUAGACUUCAAGUGAAGGAACUUACAGAUCUUCUGAAAGCAAAAAAUGAAGAAGAUGAUCCAAUCAUGGUAGCUGUCAAUGCAAAAGUAGAAGAAUGGAAGUUAAUAUUGUCUUCUAAAGAUGAUGAAAUAAUUGAAUAUCAGCAAAUGUUACAUAAUCUGAAGGAAAAACUUAAAAAUGCCCAGCUUGAUGCUGAUAAAAGUAAUAUUAUGGCUCUACAACAGGGUAUACAGGACCGAGAUAGUCAAAUUAAGAUGCUCACUGAACAAGUAGAACAAUAUACAAAAGAAAUGGAGAAAAAUACUUUUAUUAUUGAAGAUUUGAGAAAUGAGCUUCAAAGAAACAAAGGUGCUUCAUCCCUUUCUCAACAGAAUCAUUUUAUGAAAAUUCAGUCAAAAGUACAAAUUUUAGAGGAGAAAACUAAAGAGGCUGAGAGAAUAGCUGAACUGGCUGAGGCUGAUGCUAGGGAAAAGGAUAAAGAAUUAGUUGAGACUCUGAAACGGUUAAAAGAUUAUGAAUCGGGAGUAUAUGGUUUAGAAGAUGCUGUUGUUGAAAUAAAGAAUUGUAAAAACCAAAUUAAACUAAGAGAUAGAGAGAUUGAAGAAUUGACAAAGGAAAUCAAUAAACUUGAGUUGAAGAUCAAUGAUUUCCUUGAUGAAAAUGAGGAGCUUAGAGAGCGUGUGGGUCUUGAACCAAAGACAAUGAUUGAUUUAACUGAAUUUAGAAAUAGUAAACGAUUAAAACAGCAGCAGUACAGAGCUGAAAACCAGAUUCUUUUGAAAGAGAUUGAAAGUUUAGAGGAAGAGCGACUCAAUCUGAAAAAAAAAAUUCGUCAGAUGGCUCAAGAAAGAGGAAAAAGAAGUGCAAUUUCAGAAUUAACCAUUGAGGACCUGAACCAAACUGAAGACCUUUCUCAAGGAGAUAGCAUAGGGGAAGGAAAACUGAAUUUUGUAAGCCUCAAAAAUAUGAGUGAAACACAGUCAAAGAAUGAAUUUCUUUCAAGAGAACUAAUUGAAAAGGAAAGAGAUUUAGAAAGAAGUAAGACUAUAAUAAAUAAAUUUCAGAAUAAAUUGAAAGAAUUAGCUGAAGAAAAUAAGCAACUUGAAGAAGGUAUGAAGGAAAUAUUGCAAGCUAUUAAGGAAAUGCAGAAGGAUCCUGACAUUAAAGGAAGAGAAACAUCUCUAAUUAUCCCCAGUCUUGAAAGACUAGUAAAUGCUAUAGAAUCAAAGAGUGCAGAAGGAAUCUUUGAUGCCAGUCUGCAUUUGAAAGCCCAAGUUGAUCAGCUUACUGGAAGAAAUGAAGAAUUAAGACAGGAGCUCAAGGAAUCUCGGAAGGAGGCUAUAAAUUAUUCGCAGCAAUUAGCAAAAGCAAAUUUAAAGAUAGAUCAUCUUGAGAAAGAAAUCAAUCUUCUACGACAAUCAGAAGGAUCAAAUGUUGUUUUUAAAGGAGUAGAUUUACCUGAAGGGAUAGCACCAUCUAGUGCCAAUAUCAUUAAUUGUCAGAAUGAAUAUUUAAUACAUCUUCUUCAGGAACUAGAAAUUAAAGAAAAAAAGUUGAAGAAUUUAGAGGAAUCUCUUGAAGACUAUAACAGAAAAUUUGCAGUACUUCGUCAUCAGCAAAGUCUAAUAUAUAAAGAAUAUUUAAGUGAAAAGGAGACCUGGAAAACAGAAUCUGAAACAAUCAAAGAGGAAAAGAAAAAGCUUGAGGAUCAAAUCCAACAAGAUGCUAUAAAAGUAAAAGAAUAUAAUAAUUUGCUCAAUGCUCUUCAGAUGGAUUCAGAUGAAAUGAGAAAAACACUUUCAGAAAAUAGCAGAAGAAUCACUGUUUUGCAAGUGAAUGAAAAGUCACUUAUAAGGAGAUAUACAACUUUAGUAGAAAUGGAACGACAGCUUAGAAAGGAAAAUGGGAAACAAAAAAAUGACUUGAUGUCAAUGGAGGCUGAAGUUUGUGAAAAAAUUGGAUGUUUGCAGAGAUUUAAGGAAAUGGCCAUUUUUAAGAUUGCAGCUCUCCAAAAAAUUAUAGAUAAUAGUGUCUCAUUGUCUGAAUUAGACCUGGCCAAUAAACAAUACAAUGAACUGACUGCAAAGUACAGGGAUAUCUUGCAAAAAGAUAAUAUGCUUGUUCAAAGAACAAGUAACUUGGAAUACCUAGAGUGUGAAAAUGUAUCCUUAAAAGAACAAAUGGAGUCUAUAAAUAAAGAACUGGAGAUUACCAAGGAAAAACUUCACACUGUUGAACAAGCCUGGGAACAAGAGACUAAAUUAGGAAAUGAAUCUAACAUGGAUAAGGCAAAGAAGUCAAUAACCAACAGUGACAUUGUUUCUAUUUCAAAAAAAAUCACUAUGUUGGAAAUGAAGGAAUUAAAUGAAAGGCAGCGGGCUGAACAUUGUCAAAAAAUGUAUGAACACAUAAGGACUUCAUUAAAGCAAAUGGAAGAACGAAAUUUUGAAUUGGAAACCAAAUUUGCUGAGCUUACCAAAAUCAACUUGGAUGCACAGAAGGUGGAACAGAUGCUAAGAGAUGAGUUAGCUGAUAGUGUGAGCAAGGCAGUAAGUGAUGCUGAUAGGAAACGGAUUCUAGAAUUAGAAAAGAAAGAAAUGGAGCUAAAAGUUGAAGUGUCAAAACUGAGAGAAAUUUCUGAUAUUGCUAAAAGACAAGUUGAAAUCUUAAAUGCUCAACAACAGUCCAGGGAAAAAGAAGUAGAAUCACUCAGAACACAGCUGGUAGAGUAUCAGGCUCAAUCUGAUGAAAAGGCACUAAUUGCUAAGUUACACCAACAUCUUGUCUCUCUUCAAAUUAGUGAAGCCACUGCUCUUGGUAAGUUGGAGUCAGUUACAUCUAAACUACAGAAGAUGGAAGCCUAUAAUUUACGCUUAGAGCAGAAACUGGAUGAAAAAGAACAGACUCUCUAUUAUGCUCGUUUGGAGGGGAGAAACAGAGCAAAACAUCUGCGCCAAACAAUUCAGUCUCUACGCAGGCAAUUUAGUGGAGCUUUACCCUUGGCGCAACAGGAAAAGUUCUCUAAAACAAUGAUCCAGCUUCAAAAUGACAAACUGAAGAUAAUGGAAGAAAUGAAAAAUUCUCAGCAAGAACAUAGAAAUAUGGAGAAUAAAGCAUUGGAGAUGGAAUUAAAGUUACGGGGCCUAGAAGAGUUAAUAAGCACUUUAAAAGAUGCCAGGGGAGCCCAAAAGGUAAUCAAUUGGCAUAUGAAAAUAGAAGAACAUCGUCUUCAAGAGCUUAAACUAAAUCGAGAAUUAGUCAAAGAUAAAGAAGAAAUAAAAUACUUGAAUAAUAUAAUAUCUGAAUAUGAGCAUACAAUCAGCAGUCUGGAGGAAGAAAUUGUUCAGCAGAACAAGUUUCAUGAAGAAAGACAGAUGGCCUGGGAUCAAAGAGAAGUUGAGCUGGAACGUCAACUAGAUAUUUUUGACCGUCAGCAAAAUGAAAUCCUAAAUGCAGCACAAAAGUUUGAAGAAGCUACAGGAUCAAUGCCAGACCCUAGUUUGCCUCUUCCAAAUCAACUUGAGAUUGCUCUAAGAAAACUUAAGGAGAAUAUUCGAAUAAUCCUAGAAACACAGGCAACUUGCAAAUCACUGGAAGAGAAGCUAAAAGAAAAAGAAUCUGCUUUACAAUUAGCAGAGCAAAAUAUUCUGUCAAGAGACAAAGUAAUCAAUGAAUUGAGACUCCGACUGCCUGCCACUGCAGAACGAGAAAAACUUUUGUCUGAGCUAGGCAAAAAAGACAUGGAACCAAAAUCACAUUAUACGAUGAAAAUUGCUCAUCAAACCAUUGCAAACAUGCAAGCAAGGUUAAAUCAAAAGGAAGAAGUAUUAAAGAAAUAUCAACAUCUUCUAGAAAAAGCCAGAGAGGAGCAAAGAGAAAUUGUUAAGAAGCAUGAGGAAGACCUUCAUAUUCUUCAUCAUAAAUUAGAACUACAAGCUGAUAGUUCACUAAGUAAAUUCAAGCAAACAGCAUGGGAUUUAAUAAAACAAUCUCCUACUCCAGUUCCUACCAAUAAGCAUUUUAUUCGUCUGGCUGAGAUGGAACAGACAGUAGCAGAACAAGAUGACUCUCUCUCCUCACUUUUGAUGAAACUAAAGAAAGUAUCACAAGAUUUAGAGAGACAAAAAGAAAUCACUGAUUUAAAAAUCAAAGAAUUUGAAAAUGUCAAAUUACGGCUCCAAGAAAACCAUGCAGUUGAAGUGAAAAAAUUGAAAGCAGAAGUAGAGGAUUUAAGGUGUCUUCUGGCCCAGUCACAAAAAGAGUUGCAGAGUUUAAAGUCUGAACUUGAGGCUCAAAAAGAAGCAAAUUCAAGAGCUCCAACAACUACAAUGAAAAAUCUAGUAGAACGGCUAAAGAGUCAAUUAGCCUUGAAAGAAAAACAGCAAAAAGCACUUAGUCGAGCUCUUUUGGAACUCAGGGCAGAAAUGACAGCAGCAGCUGAAGAACGUAUUAUUUCUGUAACUUCUCAGAAAGAAGCAAAUCUUAAUGUUCAACAGAUUGUUGAUCGACAUACAAGAGAGCUAAAGUCACAAAUUGAAGAUUUAAAUGAAAACCUUUUAAAAUUAAAGGAAGCUCUUAAAACAAGUAAAAGCAGAGAAAACUCACUAAGUGAUAAUUUGAAUAUUUUAAAUAAUGAACUGCAAAAACACCAAAAAGCCUAUAAUAAAAUACUUAGAGAGAAAGAUAGAAUUGAUCAAGAAAAUGAUGAACUUAAAAGGCAAAUUAAAAGACUAACCAGUGGAUUACAGAGCAAACCUCUGAUGGACAAUAAACAAAGUUUAAUUGAAGAACUUCAAAAGAAAGUUAAAAAAUUGGAAAGCCAACUAGAAAGAAGAGUAGAUGAGGUGGAUUUAAAACCUGUGAAAGAAAAGAGUGCUAGAGAAGAAUUAAUUCGGUGGGAAGAAGGCAAAAAAUGGCAAACCAAAAUAGAAGGAAUUCGAAACAAGUUAAAAGAGAAGGAGAGAGAAGUCUAUACCAUCACCAAACAGCUGAAUACUUUGAAGGAUCUUUUUGCCAAAGCUGAUAAAGAGAAACUUACUUUGCAGAAGAAACUAAAAACAACUGGCAUGACUGUUGAUCAAGUUAUGGGAGUGCGAGCUUUGGAAUCAGAAAAAGAGUUGGAAGAAUUAAAGAAGAGAAAUCUUGAUUUAGAAAAUGACAUAUUAUAUAUGAGGACCCAUCAAGCUCUUCCUCGAGAUUCUGUUGUAGAAGACUUACGUUUACAAAAUAAAUACCUUCAAGAAAAACUUCAUGCUUUAGAACAACAACUUUCAAAGCAAGAAUAUUCUAAGCCUUCAAAUCUGGUAUGUGACACAACUAUGUAUUCUACCCUUAGUAGUGUUAAUAAAUACAGACGUAAUACUUUUCACAAAAGAACACUUUGUUCAGGAACAAGGACAAAAAUAAACUCUUAAGAUUUAAAAAUAGAGAAUAAAUUCCAGAAACAAUUACAUCAUCGUUAAUACCCUAUGGUGUAAAGAAACACAAAGUAAAAAUGUUGUAGUUCCUACUAAGUUAAAUCAGAAGCAGUAUCAAACAGAUCGGUCCAUUUAGGUCAACUAAUGAUAACCUGAAAGAUUUGACUCAAAUUUUGAGUCUGCAUCAGAUCCUAAAGUUGAGAAAGUUGAUCAAAAUAUUUUGAAAAUAGUAGGCAGGAACAUAAAAAUGAGAAAGAGAAUGAGAUAGGUCUAGGACCAUAAUAAUUCUAUAGUUGCUGAUACAGUGAAUCAUUGUGCUGUGGAUGGUGCACAUACAAAUCAUGAAACUGGUCUCAUCAAUUCAGCCAAGAAAUGAAUGUCCCUGGUAAAAUUUUCACAUUCCUUUAUUUCUUCGUUAGCUGAAUUUUCUUAGGCCAAUUCUAAAAAACAUAUAGUUCCAAUGGGAUAAAAUCUGUAGCAUUUGUUAAAACAAACAAACAAGCAAAAAAAAAAAACCCAGGAACUAUUAAUAAACUUUGCCUUAAGCCCUAAUGUUAACUGAUUAUUAACAAAAUUAGUGGUUUUGCAUUUCCUAAUUCAGUUUAGAACUUACUGAAUAGUAGUAGAAAGAAGGCACUCUAUAUGUGUUAGUAUUGCCUUAGAUAUUUCUAAUUCAGACAGCUGUUUGCAAGUAAAAGCUCACUACAGUGAAUAUCAGGAAUAUUUUGUUGCAGUGAUAUAUAGCAGGUUCACUUAGUGAUCUUUUUGCCAUGGAUGGUAAUAUACUUUUUUAAUAAUGAGAAAAGAGAGCUUUCAUGUGUUGUUUGUGUUGUUUUAGGCUCUGUACCUAAGUAUAUUUCUCAAAAUAUUUUGCAAAAUAUUGUUCAUAUUUUACAUAGGAGGCUUAAAGAAUAAGUAUCUUUAGUGACCCUGUAGAAACAGAAUCAGGCUUUAAAUUCAAUCUAACUCUAGUUUCUGAACUUUUGUUUAUAUACUACUUUGGGUCCAUUUAUAUUGAAAUACAGAAUUAAGACAAGCUUGUUUCCAGUUCAAAUAAUAUGUAGCCUUUUUUCUUUAUCCUUUCUACCUCUGAUGUUCCAGUCAUGCCUAACAUCAACUAAUAUUACACAUCUAGGAGAAAAUAGAUGAAAGUGAUUUAAUUCUUAUUUUAUUUCUUUAUCCAGGUUCGUAAUUUUUUUUCUUUAACUUCAUAAUUAAUGAGAAAAUUUGAGAUGCCUGUUAUGUAUUAUCUAAUUUCCAUCCACUAAGGAUUUGAUAUUAAGCAAUUUAUGACUUUUAGUGGGAUCAUUCUUCAACAAAACACGUGGGAAGUCCUAUGAAGUUCAUCAUACAAGAGAUCCAUUUAAAUUAUCAUGAAUAGAAAGUUUUAUUAGAAUUUAUUUUCCAAAGAUUAGGAGAAUAUGAUCUAAUAUCUUGUUUUAUUUUCUAAGGAUAGAAAGAAAAAGUGAUUCACAUUCACUUAUAGUAAUUGCAUUCAUAUUUUAGUGAGAAAUAUGUUUAGAAACUAUUCUCAUGUAAAAUCUUCAUCACAUAGAAUUAUUCUCUAUUAAUUAAAUUAUUCUCUAUUAAUUAAAUUAUUCUCUAUUAAUUAAUUAAAAUAUUUUUUAUUUAUCAAUCAGUGGUACUUAUAGGUGAUUUAGCAUUCAUAGAUUCACAUAGCUACCACAGACACAAGAGACAAAGAUAGGGAAACAGAACAACUUAGAGACAAAGAAUUAAAUAUUCCCAUGUCUGAAGUGAACUUAAAAGAUAUCUUCUCUAGUGCCUUUAUUCAUAAGAUUCAAAAACUUGAUAGUCUUGUAAUUGGUAGGAUUUACUUUAUGUUAAUUUAUCACACUGAAUUAGAAUAUAUGCCUGGGUAGUCUGAAUAAGUUAGAAUAUGUUACUGUGGUUUAUAGGCAUCUUCUUUUUCUUGCUAAUAUAUGCCUAUGCAUACUCAUUCCCUUAAUCUGGUGAACAUAUGUAGUCUUCCUGCCAGUGUUCUGCUAUAUGCCUCAUUAGAAUCAGACAUCUGUCCAAAAUUUCUUUACUUUUCCAUUUCCUGUAUUGUGAUUUCUUUGCUUUUACUGUGUUUUACCUUAGAAAAUACAUUUAUGGAAUUACUUUACUUUCUAACAAAAGUAACAAGUAUAAUGUAGAUUUCAAUAAUUAAAUCACUAUUAAUAGAACCAUGUAUAACAUGUAGAUUUAUUUAUAUAUUUUAAGAACUAUAAUGUCUAUGGAAUUAUUGACUUUAUUGAACCCAAUUGAAGCGUUUGAACCAAUAGAUGGAGAAAGUUUAAGGAAAAAGUACUAAAGCCAUGCUCUGCACUUUCACAAAAUUAUUUUAUAUGAUGCUGUAACAGUUCUAUGAAGUAGGAGGUAAUCAACCCAGUUUAUAGAAAGAAUAAUCAAGCACAGUUUUCUCUUUCAAAUACCUUACAGUUUAGCCUGAGAAAUAAAAUUGAACAUAAAUAAUAACCAAGGUAAAUUCUUGCCAAAAGAAAUGCAAAUGUAGUAUUAAUGCAUUUCCGAGAGGGAGUAAUUACCUCAAGGAAUACAGAAAUGCUUUCUAAAGAAGGAAGGAAUUGAGGCACUUCUUUUUUAGACUAGAGUGCAUAGUUUGGGCUGCCAUUACUGAAUAAACUAUAUUUGCCCACUGUAGGCAUAUAUUCCACAUCUGAGGAUUCAACCCACCAUGAAUUAGAAAUAUUCAGGAAAAAAUCGCAUAUGUACUGAAUAUAUACAGACCUUCCUUUUCAUGUCAUUAUUCCCUAAGCAAUAUAUUAUAAUUAACUAUUUACACUGUAUUAAGUAUUAUAAAUAAUCUAGAGGUGAUUUAACAUAUAUAGGAGGAUGUGUGUUAUAUGCAUAUGUGCCAUUUUAUUUAAGGGACUUGACCAUCCACAGACUUUAGUAUCCUUUGGGGGAAGGUGGGAUGGUCCUGAAAUUGAUCUCCAGGGGAGACUAAGGGAUAUCUGUACUACAGAUUCUGUGGCUCAAACAACAGAAAUUUAUGGUCUCACAAUUCUGGAAGAUCGAUGUUCAAAUAUCAAGGUGUGGGCAGGGUUGGUUCUUUGUGAAGUCUUUACAGGAAAGAUCUAUUCUAAGUCUUGGCUUGUAACUGGCCCUCUUCUCACUAUGUCCUCAGAUGCCCUUUCCUCUAUGCAUUGCUGGGUCCAAAUUCCCAAACUUCCCCUUUUGAUAAGGAUACCAGUCAUACUGGAUUAGGGUCUACCCUAGUUAUGGCAUUUUAAUGUAAUUACUUUUGCAAAGACCCUGUCUCCAAAUAGGUUGCAUUCUGAAGGUGCUAUGAGUUAAAAUUUAACAUACAAUUUGGGGGGUGGAGGGAUAUAAUAUUACUGUAUAACAAUUAUACAACCUUUAUUUUGCAGUAACAAAACCAGCAUAAACUAUUUAACUAUUAUGAGAGUAUGUAUGAAAACAUUAUACAUAUGAAGGUUUCUACUUUUAAAUAAAAGAAAACUAUAUUACUUUUAUCUGUAAGUUUUAUAUUCCAACUUAAUUAUCUUUUCUUUAGAGCUCUCCAAUUUUUUCACAUUCUCUUGAGAAAAAAUUUUCCUUUUGAUAUGGUAUUUUCUAAUUCAGUAUGUCUUAUCUGGCUCUAAUUUAUUAAACUUUAAAAAUUCCAAAUU